AUGCUUGAGGAAGAAUUGCGAGAGUGGAGAGAAGGAAGCAGUCAAAGCAUUCCUAUGCCUAGGUGGCCAAACGGUAUGCAUCAACAUGAAGAAGCUUCUCGCCCAACGAGGGUACCUCACCUCCCCUCCCCCCAAUUUGCUGAGCCUUCCUUGACUACGGGGCACCCUUUUCCAGGUUGUCACCCCCCAGUCUCACCGCAGUAUCCCCCCCCAUCUCCGCCAGAUCUUGUUCCACCCACGCCCAUUCCGUCAUCCCCACCUUAUUCCUUCGCAACCAGCUCAAUAGUCCCCAAAGCCAACACAGUAAAAGAAUUGCAAGUCAUAUAG
This is a messenger RNA of Serpula lacrymans var. lacrymans S7.9, 327 nucleotides long. RefSeq lists its product as uncharacterized. The transcript has a single exon. Bases 1 to 327 code for a protein of 108 amino acids. The record is from RefSeq and is a predicted model, not a curated record. Lineage: Eukaryota; Fungi; Basidiomycota; Agaricomycetes; Boletales; Serpulaceae.